CGAGCACGUGGUACACGCAAACAUCCGGUUUUCAUAAAAUGCAAAUAACAUUGCAACAAUGUUUUGACACACAGCUUUGACGCGCGGAGGCUUCCUAAACUAUGGAGGCAGGCAGCCUUGUCUCAUGCCGAGAGGACAUUUCUUCGCUGUUUCCUGAGCAAACGCCGGGUGCCAAAUAUAAAGAUUUAAGCAGCCAGUUUUCCUCCGUCAGACAAGUGCGCGGAGAUGGGAACUGCUUCUACAGAGCCCUCUGCUUCGCACACCUGGAGUCUCUCCUGCACAAUGCCAGGGCUUUGCAGAGGUUUAAGGAGAAAAUUGUACAAACCUGUGAAGACUUCUCUUCUGCGGGAUUCGAUGAGAGCUCCUUCAGGCACCACCUGAAUACAGUGGUAAAUGUUGUGGAGCAGUGCCAGGCGGAUGAGCAGGAAGACACGCUGCUCAAGCUCUUCAAUGAGCAGAUGACCUCCGACAGUGUAGUGCAAUAUCUCCGGCUGCUCACUUCAGCACACCUGCAAAACCAGGCGGACUUCUUCUGCAACUUUGUGGAGGCACCCAAUCUACUGGCCUACUGUCAUCAAGAAGUGGAGGUCAUGGCGAUGGAGUGCGAUCAUGUGGACAUCUUAGCUCUGUCACAGGCCCUGGAUAUUUGCAUCCACAUCGUCUCCAUGGAGGGUGACGAGCAGCAGUUGGCUCAUCACGUCAUUCCAGAGGGUGCUGAGCCCUCCCUGCACCUCCUCUACCAAACCUCACAUUAUAACAUUCUCUACCCGCGACCACAACGCUGACCAGAGAUCCACUCGGACUCGGCUCAUCUCAGGAACACUGACUUUGGUUGAAUAAAAUCCCAACUGAGCUCAAAGACGUUUAUAAAAACAGAUUUUUAUAAAGUCUUGCAGUGUACAGCAAUUCAACAUCAUCUGGAAAUACUUUUUUUUGCACAUUUUGCAUUAAAUGUUAAAAUGAAUUGAAUGUAUGUAAAAAAAAUUACAUAAAUCAACAACUACACAAAUCCUGUCAGAGAUGGCCUUUCUAAUGCACAUUCCUAUUAACAUGUCAUUGCUGCUGUUUUUUUUUUCUUCUGCUUUUUCUGCCGUGGUGGAGCAUAUUUCUUUAACUUCUGUUUCAUCUUCUGUAUUGACACCCUGGUGAGGGCACUUUCCCUCUCUGCUAGAGGCAUGUGAGGCAGGGACAGCUUCCCCAUUUGAGUGGGAUACUUGGUCUUAAUCACAUUCUUGAAAACAGGUUGUGAGAUCAACUGCUUCAAAUGCUUUUUCAUUCCCUUUACCACCUUCUGCUGCUCCCUGUCACCUUCCUCAUCCCUUCCUCUGCCUGUAGACAUAAAUAGGAUAUUCAGUUGUCUGUAUUUGGACAUUUUUAAAUAAAGGUAAAAUGUAGUAAGA
This is a messenger RNA of Epinephelus fuscoguttatus (brown-marbled grouper), 1400 nucleotides long. Its product is annotated as ubiquitin thioesterase OTUB2-like. Gene Ontology annotation, molecular function: ubiquitin binding; cysteine-type deubiquitinase activity. Gene Ontology annotation, cellular component: nucleus. The record is from RefSeq and is a predicted model, not a curated record. Bases 102 to 785 code for a protein of 227 amino acids. The transcript is spliced from 6 exons. Gene Ontology annotation, biological process: protein K48-linked deubiquitination; negative regulation of double-strand break repair. NCBI's taxonomy places the organism in Eukaryota, Metazoa, Chordata, Actinopteri, Perciformes, Serranidae.